Molecule: messenger RNA, 967 nt
Organism: Vollenhovia emeryi
Lineage: Eukaryota; Metazoa; Arthropoda; Insecta; Hymenoptera; Formicidae
Product: C-Myc-binding protein-like
Exons: 3
Coding region: 323-598 (91 amino acids)
Biological process (GO): regulation of DNA-templated transcription
Cellular component (GO): nucleus
Molecular function (GO): transcription coactivator activity
Source: RefSeq, a predicted model, not a curated record
CGGGAGCUUUCCAGCAAGCGACACAAGUCGACACAAGUGUCGUUCUGUCUUUAUUAUUCAUCGAAUGCGAAGAAAGACAGAACGACAUUUGUGUUGACUUGUGUCGUUUGCUGGAAAGCUCCCAGCAUCUCCCCGAACGCAGCUAUAGACUACGGCGGUGAUAAGAGACAGACGCUAGUUUGGCUGUUAAGGGGAACGGGGGACUGCGAUUUCGUUCAGCGUUGUUGAGCCGUUACGACUACUUACGAGCCGUGCUUCUCGCGGACCAUUGCUCUCAGGAGAAACUCGAGUGAGAGAAUCGUUCACUCGGAAAUCCGUCACGAUGGCGAUCGCUGCCAAACGAGAGGAGUUUCGCAAGUAUCUGGAUGAGUGUGGCGUCAUGGUUGCCCUCACAAAGAUACUGGUCUCGCUUUACGAGGAGACCGAAAAGCCACCUGAUCCUGUGGACUAUAUACGUAGGAAUCUUGGCGGUAUCGUGACCGAUACUUCGGACAUUGACAGCGUGAAGAAAGAAUUGGAGGAGUCCAAAGCCACGAUUGCCGAAUUAAAGUCAAAACUAGCCAAGUAUGAACAGCAGGGCGAAGCAAUAGCGGAUUAACCAUGGCGGAGAACAUCUUUGAUCAGAGUUCAUGCUAGUCUGUUUUUUUUUCUUUGACACUGACUUUCUCAAAGUCAGUCUGACUAUGUGCCUUAUUACUAUAAUAAAUGACGUUAAAAAAUGUUAGAGUAUAAGAUAAAUCACUCAACUUUUGUGCAAACACAUUCCAUCAUAAUUACGUGUUCGUUCAUUCGUGUAUUUCUUUUUAUUUAAGAAAUAAUGGCAAUUUAGCUGUUAGUUUUCAUUUAAGGUCUUUCGUAAGGACAAAUUUAACAUGCAAGAUAUCUGACAUAUGUACUUCGUGUGAAGCGUCGUUUGUACAAAAUAGAUCUCAAAGAUUCAAAUAAAUAUUUCUUUUACGUUUAUUAA